Molecule: messenger RNA, 3352 nt
Organism: Pecten maximus
Lineage: Eukaryota; Metazoa; Mollusca; Bivalvia; Pectinida; Pectinidae
Product: mediator of RNA polymerase II transcription subunit 8-B-like
Exons: 7
Coding region: 279-1010 (243 amino acids)
Biological process (GO): regulation of transcription by RNA polymerase II
Cellular component (GO): core mediator complex; mediator complex
Molecular function (GO): transcription coregulator activity; RNA polymerase II cis-regulatory region sequence-specific DNA binding
Source: RefSeq, a predicted model, not a curated record
CGGAUCACCUCAGUGCGGGAAAGUCCAAUACACCUGUCACAAACAAACACAGAUGUUUAUGGACACGAAAAACUCUAUUCCGCUAAGUGUUGAAGAUAAAUUUUACUUACCGGCGUUCCUGUUUGGAAAUAAAUAUCUCAAGGAAGUAAAUAUGGCGCUUAUUCGUUCAAUAUUUGUUUGACCUAUUUACAUGGCAGUCUCUGCGCAUAAUCGAAAGAUGUCGUCUUCCGGUUUGGUACUUCCGGACAUUUGCACAGAAUAGUGUGAACACUGCAAAGAUGCAGAAGGAAGAAAAACAAUUGGAGCUUGCUCUUGAUGCACUUAUUCAAAGAGUACAAGACCUGAAAAACUCGCUGGCUGCUUUUCUGACUAAGCUGGAAAAUGAGUACCAAACAAUGAGCUGGCCUUCCGUGCUGGAUAAUUUUGCCUUGUUGUCGGGACAGCUAAACUCCCUAGGAAAGCUCCUGAAGAGCGAAAAAGUGCCAAUCUUGAGAAACCAGAUUCUGCUGCCCCUGGCUCUCUCCCCUGAAAGGGACCAAGAGCUUGAGAAACUUACUGAAAGGAGAGUAUUCGCAUUCAACCAUGAAGUUGUACCUGACUAUUUGCGUACCAAGCCAGAACCUGAUGUAGAAAAAAAGAUCCAAGAGUCGACUGCCAGAGCUACAAUCAACACACCAGAUGUUGCUCAGAAACAACUGAACGCUAUGAACAAGGUGACCAGUAAUAUCCUGGAUAUCAUCAACUCACAUCGAGAUGACAUGGAGAGUGAUGCUAACCAGAAAUCCAGUUUGGCUCAGACUUCCUCUAUGUCCGAUACCAAUGCUCUCAUUGCGGUCACCAUGUUUGGUAAGGGACUCAAGUCACUAAGGCGAGACUCCAGCCAAUCACAGCCCAGUAUACAACAGCAAACACAACAACCAAAGGCUCAAGUUAACACGGGGAAAGCUCAAAGUGCAGUAAAAACCAAUAUCAAGGCAGCUGCUGGCUCACAUCCAUAUCAGAGACCUUGAACAGUACAGUUACAUACUCAUCAAGUAAAACCUGUUUAGGGCUACAGAUCAGUGGUGUUGAACAAAGAGUUAUUUCUCAGUGACUGACAGUAGCAUUUUCACUGUUAACAUAAAACGAGGUAAAGGUUGUCUCCCCUGAUUGUGUAUAAACGAGACAGCUGAUAUGGACAACAGUAUCAAUGACCUGGAACCAGAAUAAUUAGUUCAUAUCUUGUGCUAAGGAACCAGCAAAAUUAACUCACAGUGCAUUUAUGUCAUUAUCCUUGAACAAAGGCAAAGCAUUUCCAACUGUAUUAUAUAUAUACCGAAGAUAUAUUUAUGAAAAGAGAAUAUAUAUACAUAUGUGAAUUUUGCCUCUUUGUAUUAGUAAGUGGACAAGCAAACAUGAAAAAAUGCUAAACUAAUUUUGGUUUGAGAUGCAGAAUUGAGGGAACUCUUUAGACUAAAUAGGAAACACCAAAUAGUGAAAUAUUUUACAGUAUACUUUGUUAAUGGCAGAAUACAACAUAGAAUUAUCAAACUUGGAGCUCUUGACUGACUAAAUAGUCAGCCUUGGAAUUUUGAGUUCUAACCUUUAAACCACGAACAUUGGACCCUGACUCACUAAAUCAUCAACAUUGGACCCCGGCUCACUAAAUCAUCAACAUUGGACCCUGAUUCACUAAAUCAUCAACCUUGACCCUGACUCACUAAAUCAUUAACAUUUGAUACUGACUCACUUAAUCAUUAACCUUUGACCCUGACUCAUUAAGUCAUCAACAUUGGACCCUGACUCAUUAAGUUACAACCUUGGACCCUGACUCACUAAAUCAUCAACCUUGACCCUGACUUACUAAAUCAUUAACCUUGGACCCUAACUCACUAAAUCAUCAACAUUGGACCCUGACCCACUAAACGAUCAACCUUGGACCCUGUCUCACUUAAUCAUUAACCUUUGACCCUGAUUCACUAAAUCAUCAACCUUGACCCUGACUCACUAAAUCAUCAACCUUGGACCCUGACUCACUAAAUCAUCAACCUUGACCCUGACUCACUAAAUCAUCAACCUUGGACCCUGACUCACUAAAUCAUCAACCUUGGACCCUGAUUCACUAAAUCAUCAACCUUGACCCUGACCCACUAAAUCAUCAACCUUGGACCCUGACUCACUAAAUCAUAAACCUUGGACCCUGACUCACUAAAUCAUUAACCUUUGACCCUGACUCACUCAAUCAUUAACCUUUGACCCUGACCCACUAAAUCAUCAACAUUGGACACCGACUCACUAAAUCAUCAAUCUUUGACCCUGACUCACUCAAUCAUUAACCUUUGACCCUGACCCACUAAAUCAUCAACAUUGGACUCUGACUCACUAAAUCAUCAACAUUAGACUCUGACUCACUCAAUCAUUAACCUUUGACCCUGACUCACUAAAUCAUCAACAUUAGACUCUGACUCACUAAAUCAUCAACAUUGGACUCUGAUUCACUAAAUCAUCAACCUUGGACCCUGACUCACUAACUCAUCAUUAUUGGAGCUUGACUCCUCACUAAAUCACCAACCUUGGACCCUGACUCACUUGAUCAUCAACAUUAGACCCUGACUCAUCGGCUUUCUGCUUUAAUGAUAUGAAUGAGUAUUAUACAUAUGUACUUGUCUUAUUUACAACAAUUGGACUGUAAGCAGAUUAAGUAUUGCUUCAGUGAUUUGACAUUCAAAUGAAUACACAAAUUUGAUGGCAUUUAUAGUUACCUAGUAAAAAGCAUUAUGACAUAAUUGAAUUCUGCACUUGAUGUUGAUUCACUUUGAUUUGUAAAGUGAAAUAUUACACCUGUAGUUGUCAAUAAGGACUAUUCCAGGGAAAAAAAACCCAAGAAAACAUUAAAAUACUUAUGAAACAGGGUGUGGAGGGGAGUGGGGGCUUGGAUAAGUCAAACAGAAACAAUUGCGGUAAUUUUUAAAAGCAAUUCAAUAUGGUAAGUUGUGCUUUUACUGACUCCCACGGACUGUUCAUGAAAUUUCUUUAUUACAGUAGCCCUCUCAUGGGAUAAACCGUGUAGCGACUUAGAUAAGUGAUUAGAUUCAUGUAUAUAACAAAUGGUAGAUCAUAAUAUCAUAACAAAAAUAUCUAUAGCUCGUAUGAUAUUGUAAAUGGUGAAUGCAGAGAGAAUAUUUGUUAGAGAGUGUGGGUGUAUGUUUAUGAUCAGUAAGCAGUUUCCAUUUUCCAUACAAUGUAAUCUAUUUGUUGUCUUUUUGCUCGGAUGGAUGUUGACAGAAUGAUUGGUUGUGCAAGAUGUUCAUUUAAUUUCAACUCCCAAUUUCUACUGAGUGGAAAGGAAUUAUGAUAAAAUCUAUAAAACUCA